AAGUAAAACAAUUGUGUGGUGAUUAAUCGAACUCAUCUAGUUGUGAUAUAAUUGUUGACGAAUGGUUUGAAUCUAAAAAGGGCUAUAGUAAAUUCGUCGAUACUCCUACCUCUAGGUUGGAAGGUCAUGACAUCGUUAGAGUACAUUAAGAAUUCGAAACCACAAGUAGAAGCACAAAAGCAAGUGAGGACUAAGGCGUCGGACUCAAACUUAUACGAGCGUUAAAAUAGAAUUCUCAAACUUAGUCUCAAACUUGUAUAGCUCUUUGAUUUCACCAUUUUCGCGGCUUCUUCUUCAAUUACACUCUCACACCAAUUCUAUCUUCCCUUCUCUUCGUCUUUGUUUUUUCAAUUUCCCACUUAAUUCAAGUUCCGGAAUCAUCUUCCCACCGGCCCCGAUUGACGUUUAUAGGGAAGUGCAUGAGCGGGUUUUUUUUAGUGGAAAAUGUUCAAUAAGUUAACCAAGCGUGGCUUUUGUACGGCAAUAUCAUCACGACCUUGGCUUUUUAUGGGGUUGGGAAACCCUGGAGAGAAGUUCAGAGGAACUAGGCACAAUUGCAGGUGGGCUUUGAGAUGAUUGAUGUGUUUGCUGAGUCUAUUGGAAUUUCAAUGAACAGGGUUCACUGUAAAGCUGUGUUUGGUGAAGGUUUUGUUGGAGACGUCCCUGUUUUUCUGGCAAAGCCUCAAACUUACAUGAACCUGAGUGGUGAAUCUGCAGGACCACUUGCAGCUUAUUACAAGCUACCUCUGAACCGUGUACUUGUGUUUCACGAUGACAUGAACUUACCUUGUGGGGUGCUUCGGCUUCAACACAAUGGAGGACACGACUACCACAAAGGGCUGAAGAGUGUCAUUUAUCAUUUUCGAGGGAACAGAGAGUUUGCUAGGUUAAGAAUUGGCAUUGGAAGGCCACCUGGUCAAAUGGAUUCCAAAGCAUUCUUGCUUCAAAAGUUCAACAACACUGCUCAAGAACGAAUUGAUACUGCAUUACAAGAAGGGGUUGGCGCAUUGAAGCUCCUAUUGUCUCACGGUUUGUCCGAGAGUGCAAGACACUUCAACCACAAACAAAAAUACAAGCAUAUAAGGCUACAAACCAUGCCAGUAUGAUGAGACUAUAUGGUGCAUAUUGCGAAUUGCCAUUGCUAACGAAUCAUACAAAUUCUUCCAAGACCUCACAGAUAAAAGGAACGAAGGCAGAGUGGAGCUUCUACUUCAGGUACACAAUGAUUUUGUCUUCUGAUAUUUAUGUAAUUAUUUUACAGCCGAUUGCCCUCUUGCAUUGUGCUUCAAUUUCAUAUCUUUAAAGUUAUAUAAAAAGAAUUUGGGAUAUUAUUACCAAUUUUCCUGUGUGAUUAUUCCAAGUCUGGAAGAUUCUAAUUCAGUUAAAAGACUAAUAUACCCUUUCUUUUUGGUAUUUUACCACCCUAAA
This is a messenger RNA of Cucumis sativus (cucumber), 1428 nucleotides long. RefSeq names its product peptidyl-tRNA hydrolase, mitochondrial. Bases 573 to 1106 code for a protein of 177 amino acids. The record is from RefSeq and is a predicted model, not a curated record. Lineage: Eukaryota; Viridiplantae; Streptophyta; Magnoliopsida; Cucurbitales; Cucurbitaceae. The transcript has 9 exons. Gene Ontology annotation, molecular function: peptidyl-tRNA hydrolase activity.